AAAAAAAAAAAAAAAAAUCUCGAAGGGUUUCCAGUUUCCACUUUCAGCUUCCUUUGACGACUCUGCAACUCUCCCUUCCCUUGCCUUCCCUUCCACUAUGCUUUCUUUUCCCAUUGAACCCCAUUUUCUCUCCGGUGUUUCUCCUCAACUCUUCCUCCUCCUCCUUUUCUCUUUCUUCCCUAGCUAGCUUUUCAAUGUUCAGCUUCUGAAAGCCAGGGAACAAAAACUGGUUCUUUUUUUUUAUUAUUAUUUUUUUUCCACGUUCAACUGGGGCAUACUAUUCUUUUCUCUAUUCAACUCCCAAACCAUUUGGAUUUGCUAAUUUCUUCUUAGCUCUGUCCCUAUUGUUGUUAACCCUGACGCUUACUUCAUUUUGUUGAUGAUUUUUUUUUUUUUUUACUUAGGUAGGAGAAAUGAAAAGUUAGGUGGCGUUUUGAACUGUUAUCUUACUUAGGUUUCUGCCGUUCGUUCAGAUCUUUUGAGCCAUGGGCUUUUGUGGGUCGUCCUCAGUUUUGCCCCAAAUACCCUGCUUUUUUGUCUGCUUUGAGUUUCUUUGACUUUCGGCUGGAAUUUCGGAAAAGCCCUUUUGAGUGAACUUAGUUUGAGCACUCAAUCGGCAAGAUUGUAACCUUUUGUCCUUCAGUUCUUGCAAAGAUUGCAGCUUUAGCUUUUGGGGACGGCUAGUUUUCUUUGGUCAACACCCUUUGACAGAUUUCUUUUGUAGGGCAGCUUAAGUUUUGCAAAUUUGGGAUUUUUUAGGACUUCGACGGUUCGUUUAGCUCCCUAGGUUAGGUUUAGUAUUAUUUGAAUUAUGGCUGCAAGUGAUCAGUGUUUUGUAGAGUGGAAAGAACAAUUUGUUUCAAAAGAGAGGGGUAACCGGGUGGUUCACUAUUUCUUGAAGGAUUCAUCAGGGGAAUCCAUUCUUGCUGUUGUGGGUACUGAGAGAAGUGUUAGGCACAUGUUCUAUGUUGUUUCUGAGGAGUUUUUGAAUGCUUAUGGGGCUGAGAAUUCUGUCCAUGCUGGCUUCAGAUGGAGAUCAAGGAGAGAGGUCGUAAAUUGGCUCACAUCUAUGCUUUCAAAACAGCAUAGACAAAGCGAUUGCUCAAGAUCACCAAAAGAUGAUCCAAUUUUUGCCGUCAACAUUAGACAGCCACAAAUUCGAGAACCUAAGGGCCGUCUUGCAAGGAAUUUAAGAGGAAAUCCCUCGGAUAUAGUUUGGUCUGAUGAAGCAUGGGCAUGUGGUAAACAACUUAAGCACUUCCCAGCAUUUUGCAGAAAUGGGGUUACUAUAGCGGUUCAAUCAUUUGUAUAUGUCAUGGCUGAAAAGGAGAACAGGUAUCUUGCAUAUUUGGAAGAUAUGUAUGAAGACAGAAAGGGCCACAAAAAGGUAAAAGUGAGAUGGUUUCACCAUAAUCGAGAAGUAAGGGGUGUUGUUUCUUUACGGAACCCGCAUCCUAAAGAAGUAUUUAUUACACCUUAUGCUCAAGUUAUCAGUGCGGAGUGUGUUGAUGGUCCUGCAAUAGUUUUGACUCGUGAACAUUAUGAGAAGUGCAUAGCUGUUUUCCCAAAUGAUGUGUUUGCUCGAGCACAUUUUUGUUUUAGACAAUUCAAGAGCAAUCGAGUCAAACCAUUCAAGCUAAGUAAAUUGGGUGGAUAUUUUAAUCAACCAAUUUUCUCAUGCUUUAGCCGUGAUUUCUUUGAAGAUGAAGAAUUUAGCUCUGGGGAUGAGGUAAAAGUGGGUGUUAAAAGGACGAAGAGAGGUAGAGAACCUCAACAUGUGACAAACAAAUUUUCCUCUCAUAAAUUGAAGUAUGGUCUGCUAAAUGGGGGGCCGAACUUGCAAAAACAUGUUGAAGGUCAAUUUUGGCAGACUCCAAUGUUUAAUGUCAAUGAUAAGAUUGAAUUUUUGUGCCAAGAUAGUGGCAUCAGGGGCUGCUGGUUCAGGUGCACUGUAUUGGAGAUCUCAAGAAGACAGAUGAGAAUCCAAUAUGAUGACAUUGAGGAUGAAGAUGGCUGUGGAUAUCUUGAGGAAUGGAUCCCGGCAUUUAGACUGGCAACUCCUGAUAAAUUUGGAAUGAGAUACCCAGGCCGACCAACUAUUAGGCCUGCUGUCACUUCUAAUCAAAUGGAUGAUGUCUUCAAGGUUGGAGCUCCUGUUGAUGCCUGGUGGAGUGAUGGCUGGUGGGAGGGAGUAGUCACUGGAAAUUACAACUCUGGCAAAGGCAGUUAUCAAGUUUAUAUUCCCAGUGAAAACUUGGUUUUGAAUAUAGACAAAAAGAAGCUAAGAAUAUCAAGAGACUGGGUGGGAGAUCAGUGGAUGGAUGUUGAGGGAAACCCUGAUAUUCUCUCAAUCAUAUCUGCAGCUAUUAGUUUAGAUAGUAAGCAUUCUGUUUCAUCAGCCAUUACCAAGGAGGUCAAAUCCGAUGGGUCUCCUGUUUCAUGCCUUAAGGCUCCAACUGACAUCAAACUUGACGUUGUCCAUGAGACCCCGAAUGGUGCGUGUGCCGAUAGCGAUCAGCAGCAAGUGUUUGAUUGUGAAGAUAGGGAACAUUGUGGUAAACAAGUUGAUGACAGUGAUGUAAGGGACAAUGCCGAAUCUCACCUUGCUGAUAACAGUUCUGUUAUGGCCAAUUCACAGAAUAGUGAUGAUGACAAUGAGGGAAGCCAUGACGACAAGUUAGCAGAAAUUGGGACUGGUGGGCGGCAAUGUGAAGCUGAAAGAGCGGAAGCGGCUGAGUAAGAUGCUGUCAGAAUGUCUUUUAACAGUUGUAUUAACUGUUGGAUGCGGUGAUGAUUGUUAAAAGUACUAGGUUAGAUGUAAAUAGAUAGAGGACUAGGAAAUUGCGUUGCUUUGACGGGGAGGAUUCGGGAGCCUGUAGCAAGGGAAAAGCUUUGGUGGUAUGGGAACACCAGUAUAUGAUGGAUAGGGAACACAAGUCUGGUGAUAUGGGUUUGGACCACCUCUUCCUCUGUUGGCUACUCUUCGUAGUCUUUAUUGUGUUUGUGUUCUUGCUUAUCACUUGUAUUUAAUCCCAUUGUAACGUUCAAAUUCAAA
This is a messenger RNA of Coffea arabica (coffee), 3055 nucleotides long. RefSeq lists its product as uncharacterized. Gene Ontology annotation, molecular function: chromatin binding. The record is from RefSeq and is a predicted model, not a curated record. Lineage: Eukaryota; Viridiplantae; Streptophyta; Magnoliopsida; Gentianales; Rubiaceae.